Elaeis guineensis (African oil palm) is the source of this 1995-nucleotide messenger RNA. Its product is annotated as transcription factor bHLH18. Gene Ontology annotation, molecular function: protein dimerization activity. The record is from RefSeq and is a predicted model, not a curated record. NCBI's taxonomy places the organism in Eukaryota, Viridiplantae, Streptophyta, Magnoliopsida, Arecales, Arecaceae.
UUCACAAGAGUGGGGGAGAGAGCCUCCAUUUGAACAGUGAUUGGUGGAUGUGUCAACGUUCACACCAAACGGAAGAAGCUCUGAGGGCCAAAAACAAUAUAAAGAGGGGAAGGCUAACUUCUGCUGCUCUAGAUAAGAGGAAAGGGACCCAAUCUUCUUCUAUAGAUAUUUUCUUAAAGGGGGAGCACCAAUCUAAUGGAUACAUCAGUUGCGAGGUGGUUUUCUGAUAUGGGAAUGGAUGAUCCAAGUUUCCUCCAUCAGUGGGAUAUGGACUCCUUGGAUCAGUUCACUGCACAACAAAUAGCGGUGUCUCUUGGGCAACACUUCCAACAAUCCCCCUCCUCAGAGAGCUACACCUCGUACCCUUCCUUCCAACCACCGGCAAGCACCACAUCAAACACCUUUAGCUGCUCAUCCAUGGACACCAAGUGUGUCGAAAGGCCCAAAAAAGUCCUCAAGACCAGCAGCUGGAAUUCUUGCACCACCGAGCAGAACUCAUCUCUAGCCCCUGAUGCCUCGUCUCCAUGCAUCCUUUCCUUCGGCAAACCGGAAUCGCCGAGGAACCAAUCUGGCUUAUAUGAGAGUUUAGUUGGGGCUGUGAAGCCAAAAGAAGAGAUGGAGAUCUUGGUUCCUCAUGGCUUAAAGAGGAGCUAUGGAACUAUGAUUGAACAGGGACCCAAAAGGAUGAACAUGGGAGCUAGGCCAACUUCUAAUAACCAAGACCACAUCAUUGCGGAGAGGAAGCGAAGGGAGAAGAUGAGCCAGAGAUUUAUUGCACUGUCAGCACUCAUUCCUGGUCUCAAGAAGAUGGACAAAGCUUCCGUUCUUGGAGAUGCAGUAAAGUAUCUGAAACAACUACAAGAGAAGGUGAAAACUCUCGAAGAGCAAAAUGCGAAAAGGACUGUGGAGUCGGCAGUUGUUGUGAAGAAAUCUCAGCUUUCUUCCGAGGACGAUGGCUCCUGUUGUGAUGAGAAUUUUGAGGGGUUCCCAUCUGGUGAAUCCCUCCCAGAGAUUGAGGCCAAGAUGUCUGAAAACAGUGUCCUCAUUAAGAUCCACUGCGAGAAACGCAGUGGAGUAUUGCUGAUGGCACUCUCUGAGAUCGAGAAGCUCCACCUCAGCGUCAUCAACACUAGUGUCAUCCCCUUUGCCAGUUCCCAUCUUGAUAUAACUGUUGUGGCUCAGAUUGAUGCAGAGUUCUCCAUGACAGUGCAAGAUUUAGUGAAGAAGCUCAACUCAGCUUUCAGGCAGUUCAUGUGAAGAAGCUGAGACAGCCUUGUAUAAAAGAAGGUGGUGAUGGUGGCCCCCUUUUUUUUUCAUUAGUGUUGAGAUAAAACUAGGGCUAAUGGUUGGCUAGCUAGUGUCAGUUCUAGUCUUUUUGGACUUCCUUUUACUUCUGAAAACAAGGCCUUCGAUCCCCUCACACUUUAAAGAUCACCAUUUUCAGUUGUUUUUGCUGCAUGGUUUUUUUUUUCUUCUCCUCUUUUUUAAAGCUCUUCUCUCCCCUUUUUUGCACGGUUGAAGCACUCGGCCAUGUAUUGUUCUAGGAGAGAGGAUCGACUCACUAGCUACGCUCUUUUUUUUUUUUUUGGGGAGUGGUGGGGAGGUGGGAGAGUUUUUGACUUUUCAAAACCCCUUUCCUUCCCCUUCUAUUAUGUCUCCUUUUUGAGGGGUUUGACUUCUUCAAACCUACCUCUCGCCUUCCUUUCCAUCUAUCUCCACUCCCAAAAGCUUGACUGUGAAAAAAAAUGGUGCUUUCUUUUUUUUAUUUUAUGGGGUGAAAUAGGCCUUGUUGCAGGAGCUUGGGGUCCUUUUUUUUUGAGGGUCUUAUGAAUAAUUCCUACUCGUGUCCCUUUCUCUUGCUGCUGUCUCUCUUGUAUGAAAGGUCUUUCUUUUAUGUAAAUUUGUGACAAGGUCUUUAAAGCACCAACCAUGUUGUUGUAAUGGACAAAAUGUGCAAAUAAAAAUACCAAAUAGUUCCAGUGGUUGAUAUGGCAA